GGCUGCCCAUCCUGCCUCUUGUUUACCACUAUCCUCAGUCUCGUGAGGCUCUCUGAGAACUCAGUACCGAUGGUUCAACCACAUAAUGGUCUAGACACCGAGGAUCAGGCGUCGUUGGCAUCUGCAGCGUCCACAAAACCCAGUCCAGACACUUUAACAAAACUUAUCAGACGUCUGAGGGCGUUGACUAUGUCGUUAUUACCGGUUGAAGUCUCUCCAGACUCGGUCAGCGAUUCCACAAGCCGCAUCAUAACACCACAGGUAAUUAAAGCGUAUGUUGCUGCCGCUGGGGAUCUCGUAGAAGCGCUUCCUUACUGUCUCCUUCGCGCCCGCAAGGAGUUCAUGUGGGACUCGAACCACAACCCGGCUGAUUACGGCGAGAGUCUGUGUAGAGCGACCGCAUGUGAAGUGCUCGCUCGCAAGAUAGUCCACGCCUCAGCUCCAGACAGGAUCACACCUAUAAUGACAACCCGCUUCACGCACAGGGAAGCAGACGGAGAUGUCAGCGACAAGAAUAGUGCGCUAGAACUAGCCAUUGACUCCCAUUGCACAAUCUUCCUCUCCUCAAACGAGUCCCAAGAAGUGGUCAAUCAUCUCUGGAACGGAAACCUCAUACAGCGCCACGGGGACAACCAUAACGUUGAAUUCCGUCCUUUCCAUGAGGCAUACGGAGAUACCAUCUGGGGUCAUAUGGACCCCGAAAGGUUAGCUGUGCCGAGAUACCAGAACGUUCUUCGCAUAUGUGUCUGGGCAUUCUUUCUAUUUUCCUAUUCGCAAGCUGUCCGCGAACCUCUGGAUACAAUCCAUCGCGAUCAUUCAGAUCUGGACCCUUGGGAGAUUGUGAUGUAUGUGCUGGGACUAGCAUUCGCGCUCGAAGAUCUGCAGAAGGUUGGAAAGUUGUUCUUCUUUGUUUCAUGGAGAGCGCUUGGUUUCUGGCAUUUUGUCUCUCUGUCUACGGAUGCACUACUCGUUGCAGCUUUCUGUCUCCGAAUAAUGGGGCUAUCCUCUCAUGGAGAACAAUACACCAACUUGCGAGUGAAGAGUUUCCAAGUAUUGAGUUUUGUAGCGCCCUUGGUGUGGUACGUUGAACAUGGUUUCAAAUCUCUAGACACUGAUAUCUCUCUCUCCAUAGGACGAGUACGUUGGCAAGCGUCAGCGAGACGGGUAGUAGCUGAGUGCUUCUUUCCAGGAUUGAUACCAAUUUUCGACGGCUACAGGUAUGUCGGCACGAUGCAAAUAUGCGUGGCACGGAUGCUUCAAGAGUCGGGCAUCUUCUUUGGUCUACUGGCGCUGCUCAGUAUUGGUUUCGUUCAAGGACUGUAUGCGUUGGACGCGGCAGAUGGCCAUACCGAUCACCCUAUACAAGUCAUAAAUUUGCUCGUUCAGGCCCUUUUGCAGGCACCGAACUACGACCGGUGGUCUAACUUUGCUCCUGCACUUCUGCUGUAUUACUUCUGGAAUGUGGCAACGGUCAUUAUCCUGCUGAACAUCCUCAUUUCGCUGUUUUCGUCUGCAUACGAUGACGUCGUCGAGGAUGCACCUGCCGAAUAUAUGGCGUACUUCGCGGACAAGACUGUCGGGAUGAUUCGUGCUCCGGACGAGUUUACCUACCCGGCGCCAUUCAACCUGAUUGAAUUGAUACUCAUCGCUCCCUGGGAAUACGUUAUAAGCCGCGAGGCUUAUCGCAAACUCAACCGAUUCGUCAUGUUCAUACUGUUCUUCUUCCCGCUUGCCUUCAUCGGACUCUUCGAGGCCGAGCUCGAUCCGUCGAAGAACAAGUGGGUCAACGACUGGCUUUUGCAUCCUGAUCAGGGCAUGGAGGACAGUCCAGAAUACCGUGACCCGGAGGUCGACGGCGAGGAUGCUGCGAGAGGACUCAAGAUCAGCCGCGUGCCUUUUGAAGAGUUGGUGAAGGUGUUCCCGGACACUAUGCAUUCAAGCGACACGGUGAUUGUGAAGGAAGUAACGGAGCUGAAGGCGCAGAUCGAAGAGCUCAAGAAGUUGCUGCUCGAGAGGAACGGCCCUUGAGAACCUGUCACGCGCGAUAAAGUGCUAACGGUGUACGUUCGUGAUGGUGGUAUAAAACGAACCGC
Molecule: messenger RNA, 2093 nt
Organism: Phanerochaete carnosa HHB-10118-sp
Lineage: Eukaryota; Fungi; Basidiomycota; Agaricomycetes; Polyporales; Phanerochaetaceae
Exons: 16
Coding region: 70-2028 (652 amino acids)
Source: RefSeq, a predicted model, not a curated record